This is a messenger RNA of Copidosoma floridanum, 2785 nucleotides long. It is a transcript of the gene mlt, whose product is annotated as tubulin folding cofactor E like protein mlt. Gene Ontology annotation, molecular function: protein binding. Lineage: Eukaryota; Metazoa; Arthropoda; Insecta; Hymenoptera; Encyrtidae. The record is from RefSeq and is a predicted model, not a curated record.
UUUUUUUUAUUGUUUACCCUCAUACCUAACGUGCAACCUGCUGUUGAUUGUACGCUCUUUCGCCUCCCUGUUUGACGCGAAAAGUAUAAAGAAAAAUCGAAAAGUGCGAGACAAGCAUGGUGGAAAUCGUUGCUCCGGCGAAAGAAAAGACGCGUAGGUAUACUUACACGGGUGAAGGUGAAUAAUAUAUCAUACGCUGCAAUAUACGCGCACGUUAUAUCUUACCUGUCCCGUAUGUGCAUACAUAAGCGCGCGCGCAUGCAGUGCAUCAGUGGUGUGUUGCGCGAGUCGAGCGAGCUGCAGGAGAGAGAAAGAUAAAAAAAGAGAAGAGAGAGAGAGAGCAGCGAUCGAAGCUAGAGAGAGAGAGAGCACACGGGUAUACAACUAUACGUCGUUCUGCCCGUGCGAGACGGCACUGUUUGUGUAUACAUAAGUGCGAGCCCUUUACCUCCCUUUCCUCCUUCGCUGCAGCGGUCUUCUUCCCUUUGGAGACACGGUUGCUGUACUUUCGGUGCACAAACUCAUCGCCCGAAGCUGAGUGAACGUCAAAAAAAAAAAAAAAAAACAAGAAGGAUGUAGACGUGUACAAUAUGACACAACAUGCAGUGGUGUUUUCGCGAAAAGUGUGUUCUGGUGAUUUUUGACCCUUGACGGCGAGGGGAGGAAGGAUACAUAGAAGGGGCGACCAGGAUAAAAAGGGGGAACGUCGUCACGGUGGAGAAACUCUGCACCGCGCAACAUAAUUGCGUUGCAUAUACAGCACACGCACGUACGCACACAACGGCCAAACAAAUGCGCUGAAAAUGCCGUCGCUGCUGGAAGCGCUGGAGCUCAAGUACGGCGACACGCCGGCCGAUUGUUGCCUAACCGACGACGAGCAGGAGCCGGUGUUGUCGGGCUCGCCGCGCAGCGCCGCGCUCUCGGUGAGCAUCUUCAUCCCGAAAAAGUCGCCGAGGCACACAGUCCCGGCCCUGCUGGUGCUCCAGGACUGCGACAUCGAGUGCGCGGGCGCUGACGACGAGAAACUGCGCAACAAGUGCCGGAACGUCGAGGAGCUCGAUCUCGCCCAGAACAAGCUGUCCAAGUGGGACGAGGUCUUUGGCAUCCUCCGGCACAUGCCCAAGAUCAAAUUCGUCAACCUCAGCUUCAACAGUCUCCCGGAGACGCUCGAGGUAAAGGAUGGAAAAUACGACGCGUUGCGUAAUCUCGUGUUGAACGGGACGCGGGUGUCGUGGUCGACGGUCCAGGGCUUGGUGCGGCUGCUGCGCAACCUCGAGGAGCUCCACCUGUCGCUCAACGAGUACAAAACGGUCGAGUUGAGCUUCGACCAGCCCGAGAAUCGCAACCACACCCUCAAGAAGCUCCACUUCACGGGCAAUCCCAUUGAGUUCUGGCACGAGAUAGCCAAGCUCGGCUAUGGGUUUCCGAAUCUGGAGAGCCUCGUGUUGGCCGAGUGUCCCAUCAGGUCGCUAAACAUGGAGGAGCAGGUCAGGUCGGAGAACGCGGAGAACGAGGACACGGAGAACAUGAACCACAUUGUCGAGAGGAAUAAUGGGCUGCACCUAGAGAAUGGCUGCACUGGAAAGAGUGAGUGCAGUAACAGAAACUUCGAGGAGGACGACAUGAUGCCAAACUACUGCAGUCGAACGGCGGGUCCAGUGACGACGACCAUGACCCCGGCGACCGAGUCCGAGUGUUGCGUCGAGUCGAGUAAGGCCAGAUCGGCGCACGACCCCUUCAGGCAACUCAGGUUCCUCAACGUCAACGGCACCCUACUCUCGACGUGGGACGACAUCGACAGACUCGCCCGUUUUCCCGCUCUCAAGUCCCUCAGGAUCCAAGGAUGCCCUCUGUUCGAGAGCUCGCGCGAAUACACGGAGCACGAGAGGCGCCAGCUGCUGAUAGCCCGGCUGCCCAACGUCGAGACCCUCAACGGUGGCGGCGUCAUAUCGUUGCAGGAGCGCGAGGACGCCGAGCGAGCCUUCAUCCGCCACUACAUGGACAAACCGGAGGCCGAUCGACCCACGAGGUACGACGAGUUGGUUGGCAUUCACGGGAAACUCGAUCCUCUGGUUAACGUGGAUCUCACGCCGGAGAAGAGGGUCAAAGUGAAAUUUACGUACGGCGACCUCGUCGAGGUGAGGUCGGUCGACGUCUACAGGACGGUCUUUGAGCUGAAAACCAAGCUGGAGUCGAUGGUGAAGAUUCCUGCGAACCGCAUGAGGCUAUUCUACAUCGACCAAGAGUUGAAAUCCUUGUACGGGCCCGAGGAGAUGUUGUACCCGAGCAAGCAGCUGUACCGGUACAACAUCCGCAACGGCGACGAAAUAAUAAUUGACAGCAAACUCAACCGCUUCGCCUCCCAGCAGUCCUCGACGACUACGGCGGCCCAGCAAUCGUCCAUACGAUCCUGAGGGCGAUCCUGCCCGCGCUAAGGUCCGCCUUGGGCGCGAUCGGGGUACGCUACAUAUAUCGGACAAGAUUAUCCUUAUCCUUCUUACCAUCAUUAUACAACAAUGUCGAUGAAUUUGUAUGCGACCAAGUGGGAGUGGAACUCCCGAAAAGUGCAAGUGUGCGCGCGUCCCGAGGACGAUUUGUCGCGAGAGGACGCCGACAGUGUUUUUGAUAUUUAUCCACGACGUUACGAGUACAUUAAUCUUCAUAGCGGCCGUAUUUGUCUGUCGAUUUUUCAAGGGUCCGAAGGGGGUGCUCGAGUCGAUUGAAUUGCCGUCCGAGUUGUUGUCAGUGGCGAGGAUCUCCCUCGCGGUGCGUCCAGUUUCAAGAG